UUUUAAAAAGGAAGGAUCAAUUAACAGUUCAGGAUCUCAAUUUUUGGGCCAGGGGAAAAAAUGAGCAAGCAGCCAGGGAUCUAUUCUGAUAUUGGCAAAGAUGCAACAGAUCUUCUGUAUGGAGAUUAUAACAUGCAGCCGCCAAUUUGCUAUCACUUCAAUUGGUUAGAUUGGAGCUUAAACCUCAGCAGUGGAGUUAGAGCCAGCGUACCUAGACAGGAAAUAAGGGCACUUCUCAAGUUCUAUUUACCAUAUCAGAGGUCUAAUAAGGUGGAAAUGCAGUACUUGCGUGAUUAUUUUGGGUAUACAGCAGGCAUUAGUUUGACAAAAAGCCCCCUGAUAAGUUUUUCUGGUGUCAUUGGAAAUGGUUUUUUCAACACUGGAACAGAUAUCUCACUUGACGCAGCAACUGAUACAGUGGCCAAAUGCGAUGCUGGUUUGAGCUUCAAUACUAACAUUCUCACUGCUUCACUCACCUUGAGCGAUAAAGCUGACACUUUGAGAGCUCUUGCUUACCGUCAAAUUCUACCCUUAACACACACAGGGAUUGCAGCGGAGCUAAUGUAUCAAUUCUCCAGCAAACAAACGACUGUUACCCUGGGAGCCCAGCAUUCCCCGUUUCCUUUUAUGCUGAUUAAAGCUCGAGUUGCAAGUGAUGGCAGUUUGGCUACUCUUUUUCAACACGAUCUUCUCUCAAGACUGUGUCUGACAAUUGGAGCAGAGAUGAAUGUCAUGGAUGCCAUAAGCACUGCUUCACUGGGGGUUUCACUCUCCCUUAAGGUCUGAGUCACAAGUCACAACAAAGACAGCAACAGUCUCUCUCAGGGGCAUAUUAUCUUCGAGGAUUUCCUAUAUAUGACCUAUUAAUGCAAACAAAGUCCCACAUUCUAGAAUCACUCUGUACUUGUUAUAAACUGCAUGUUUGAAGAUAAUAAACUCUUAAGCAUGAAAAUGGUUGACGCUAUAAAAGGUGUACUGGAAACUAGUUGCUAAUGGUAAUACUACAUGCCAAGGUUUCUCUCCUCGAGAACUAGAAUCCCUCCUCAAAGUUGCUUGUUUCGGAUGGAUUGCUUUAGGGGAAUCGUAUUUAUGCAAUAGGGGAAUCAUAUAGCACAUAUGUGUGAAAAAUAUGACAGAAAUCCUGACUCAUCUCUUUUUUUCA
Nicotiana attenuata is the source of this 1162-nucleotide messenger RNA. RefSeq names its product mitochondrial outer membrane protein porin of 36 kDa-like. Bases 61 to 786 code for a protein of 241 amino acids. Gene Ontology annotation, biological process: monoatomic anion transmembrane transport. Gene Ontology annotation, molecular function: voltage-gated monoatomic anion channel activity. The record is from RefSeq and is a predicted model, not a curated record. The transcript has 5 exons. Gene Ontology annotation, cellular component: mitochondrial outer membrane. NCBI's taxonomy places the organism in Eukaryota, Viridiplantae, Streptophyta, Magnoliopsida, Solanales, Solanaceae.